UCUGGGAGUCGUUUCGUAUUCUAAGUGAUGGCAAUCUCAGGAGUCGAUUCAGAUCCAAAGACUCGAUUCCUGUCGUUCAGUCAGCACGGUGGCGCAGUUGGUUUGUUAGGGUGCCGUACCUGCUGUUCUGAGAUCCACAGAGAGCUUCACUCAUCAGUAACUGAGCUGUAAGAUGGGGAUGGAGAGCCAAGGCCAGAACCAACCUGUUGGAACCCUCACCCCCAAACAGGUCAAAACCUUCCAGAAGAUGGAACCAAAAGCUCUGGGGUCGAUCCAGAUCAUCAUCGCCGUCCUCUUACUGUGCCUGAGCGUCUCAGUGCUUCAGAUCUACUAUGAAGUUCACUUCACUCCCGAUCUCAUUGUGGUGGUGGUGGUGGUGGUGCAGAUUCUUGCAUCUGGUUCCAUCCUGAUCCAUGCUGGGAGGUUCCCUUCUCUCUUUUGGGUUAAAACCACACUGGUGGUUCACUUGGUGAGCGCCGCGUUCAGCACCGCGGCUCUCGGCCUCCUGUCUCGCCACCUUCCCUACCGGCAGGAUUCAUACCACUGUGAGCACUGCAGGAGACUGGAGAUCUACGCUGUGCUGCUGCUCGAUGGCUUGCUGGCCACGCUGGUGCUGUUCCUGGUGGUGGAGCUGGUCAUCUGCAUCGUGGUCAUUCUGUUUGGACUCAGCGUCCUGGUGAAAGGAGGCCUGCACCUCCCUGGCGUGGUUCAACAAACUUCACGGCAGCCGGAGACUCCUGCUCAGGAGUCCGAAGCGCCUCCACGUCCUCCUGGUCCACCUGCUCCACCUAGGCAGAUCACGCCUCCUCAGGUGGAGGUGCUAGUGCCCGCCGCGGCACGGGUCCCCGAAAUCCAUCCGGUAGAGGAAGCGUCCACUCCGCCCACUGAACCUCAGGUGGAACCUAUAGACUCCAUAGCAGAACUCUGACUUCUGAGGGUCAUGUGACCUCACCUCCACCAAUCGGAGAGGACGGAUGGGAUUAGUGAGGGUUACGAUGGCACUUGUGCUUCAGGACAAUGAGCUGACUCGCACUGUAUAGCAGAGGUUCUCAACCUUCUCAUCGCUAGGUCUGCUGUUACGACACACUAAUGCGCUGGUGCAGCUCACAGGACCAGUUUCUGUCCCGUUGCUGCUCAGCUGGCAAAAGGUUGAGAACCGCUGCUGAUUCUGUCUUCUGUUAUACUGAUUUAACGAAGGUUCAAUGGAGUUCUGUGUUUUUUGGAGGUGUGUUGUAAUGGUUUAAAAUAAACACACACCGUAGAUACAAUGUAUGUAUAUAAACUCACCGGCCACUUUAUUAGGAACGCCUGUAGACCUGAUCAUCCGAACGUCUGGUCACGUGACACAGACACAGAUCAAGAUCAUCAACGGUCACUCGGAUUAACUCGGAAUGGUGCUGACAGGAGGGGCUACAGUAACUCAAGAAACCCUUCGUUACAACUGUGGUUAGCAGGAGAGCAUCUAACACACAAACCCUGACACGGAUGCGGUUCCAGUGAACCUGUGCCCACUGUAGCUUCAGAUUCCGUCCACCUAAGGGGUCAUCAUGCUGUGUGGUCUAAGUGCUUUACUGCCUAAUAUAGUUGAUCAGAAACUGAAGCUCUUGAUCCGUGUCUGUAUGAGUUUGUGUGUCGCCGUGCUGCCACGUGAUUGGCUGAUUGAAUGAUUACAGAUGUUCCUAAUAAAGUGACCGUUAAAAUGUAUUGCACCUCUGUUCUGUCGAGGCUUUGUGCUCUGGAUUUUAUUUGGUGUCGUUAACAGAUUAUAGCCAAGGCAAGUUUACAGUCAAUUACUAACUGAUUAAAGUGGGAUAAUAAAAUGACCUGGUGUUAUUAGAUUCCCACAGUUUCAUAUGAUAGCAUAUAAUGCUGUGUGUCAAUUCACAGAACACUUUAUUAACCUAAAGGUUUAAAUUUAACGAAGGACUGAGGGCAUACCGACGUGCUCUAGUGCCGGGAUCUCACUGCCUGUGUGUGUCUGUGGGAAUUUGUGCCUGUUCAUUUAAUUACAACAGUCCAGUUCAUUCCAAACAUGUUCCAUGGGGUUGAGGACCGUCAUGUCCCGUCGUGCCCCCACUCACCUCCCAUACUCGUCUCUCAGCCAGCACUUGUGUCGUGUGGCCAGCGGAGGUCGCUGUAGUGCAAAGGGAAAUUAGGAUAUAUCCAGAUGUAUGUAUCAUGCAGACCACACCCAGCAUCUUGUUAUAAAGGAACCUCGUCCUUUGUGGACUGUACUUCGUUAGUCUGAAGGUUCGACUGUAGUUGUUUUGUUCUUAUAUCCUUGAGACAUGACGAGUUUGGCAUGUUUUCCCUGAGACCGUCUGGGUAUCUUACUCAUCCCACCUCUUGAAGGCAUGCAGAAGGUGGAUUGGAUGCUGUAAACUCCCGCUAUCUGUAAUAAGAUUCCAUUGAAUAUUUUACUAGAAUAUUAUCAGGGUGGUGCACAUGGGCUUCUUUCCACCGUCUUUGUGGAGUUUAACAUGUUCUCCUUCCGACAAUCCAGAAGGUGGAUUUGCUGCAUGGCCGUAGGUGUGAAUGAGUGAGCGAAUGAGUUUCCCCUGUGACGGAUUGCUGCCCUGUUCAGGGUCCCAGUGUGCCCCCAGUGUUUCUGACUACAGGAAUAUUACAGAUACUGUCAGUUAUUCUCUCAUACUCACAGUAACGAAUUACUGGAUGAAAUAAUCACACAGUUGUGUUGUUGUUAUAUUUAUAUAUAUUUAUAUUUAUUUUGACAUGGCGCUGGUUUGCUGGAGCAGAAAUAAUCCGGACCCAUCGUGUAUCCUGAGAACAGUCGCGUGUUGUGAUCUGAUUUUAUUGCCGUUAUUUAUUCAUCCACCACGAUUUUAGUCUCGAUGUUUCAGCUGACUGUUUAGUUCAUGUUGUACUUCGACUCUGUGUGUGAAAAGUAAAUAAACGAAACGCUUAGUGUUUAAACUCUAAUCAUCUGAUACGACCUGGACUUGGAAAAUCAAGACGAGAAUAAAAUAUGCACGAUUACAACCUUGUGGCAUCAGUUUGGGGAAGGCCCCGACCUGUUGCUGCAUGCCUUUGCCCCUGUGCACGAAGCGAACUCUAUACAGAUGUGAUGUCACCCUGGUGUGGAGGAACUGAAGUGGCCUGCACAGCUGUACACCACCCCCAACAUUACAGCCUGUACUCUUCUGGCAAGGCAUUCCACAAGGGUUCGGAGUGUGUCUGUGGGAACUUGGUGUUCUAAUACCUCCCAAAUGUUUUACAGAGUAAUAAACAAUACAUUAUUCAGGUGA
Molecule: messenger RNA, 3266 nt
Organism: Trichomycterus rosablanca
Lineage: Eukaryota; Metazoa; Chordata; Actinopteri; Siluriformes; Trichomycteridae
Exons: 9
Coding region: 173-928 (251 amino acids)
Source: RefSeq, a predicted model, not a curated record